Molecule: messenger RNA, 2040 nt
Organism: Pieris rapae (cabbage white)
Lineage: Eukaryota; Metazoa; Arthropoda; Insecta; Lepidoptera; Pieridae
Product: peptidylprolyl isomerase domain and WD repeat-containing protein 1
Exons: 12
Coding region: 146-2005 (619 amino acids)
Biological process (GO): protein peptidyl-prolyl isomerization
Molecular function (GO): protein binding; peptidyl-prolyl cis-trans isomerase activity
Source: RefSeq, a predicted model, not a curated record
AAAAUCAAAAUCAAAUUAUCAAACAAAAUAAAAAGGUUUUCGGUAAAGUGUUUACAACACAAUUGUUAUACUUAGUUUAUAUUAACUUGCUAAUAUUUUUUUAUUAGCAAGAUAUAAUAAGAAAACGUAUUUCAAAAACUAAAGCAUGUCAUCCGAAAAACGUGCCACUAGUCCAGAAAAAAGUAAAGAUGAAGAAGAAGAUUGUUGGAUUGGGCCUAUGCCAUCAGAGGCCACAAAACCAAAAACUAAAAAACGAAAAGUUCUAGAGUUUGAGGAAUUGUAUUUAGAAAACCUCCCCUCAUCAGAGACUUAUGAACGUAGCUAUAUGCACAGAGACGUGGUUACCCAUGUUGUGGUAACCAAAACAGAUUUUGUGGUUACUGCUAGCCAAGAUGGCCACUUGAAGUUUUGGAAGAAGCAGGAAGAAGGUGUAGAGUUUGUAAAACACUUUCGAUGUCAUCUAGCGCCCAUAAGCCACAUAUCAGCCAACAGUACUGGUACACUCCUCUGCACAGCCUCCUCAGAGAAGACUAUUAAAAUAUUUGAUGUUGUAAAUUUUGAUAUGAUAAACAUGAUUUCAAUAGAGUUUGAGCCAUACUGUACAGAGUGGGUGCAUUCAGCUGGGGAUCCUAUUUCGACAUUAGCUGUGUCACAAAGGAAUAGCAACAAAAUACAUAUAUUUGAUAGCACACAGACAACAAGUGCUCCCUUACAUACAUUCUCACAACACCAGAAAGAUGUCGCUACCAUCAAGUAUAACCCUGUCUUUGAAGUUGCCGUUUCUGUGGACAAGGCAGGUAUUGUGGAAUACUGGACGGGCCCAAAAUAUGAAUAUCAGUUCCCAAAGAAUGUUAAAUUUACUUCAAAAUUAGACACGGAUCUCUUUGAGUUUGUUAAAAAUAAGACAUGCCCCACUGCGCUUGCCUUUUCGCCCGAUGGGAAGAAGAUGGCUGCCAUAAGUUUGGAUAGAAAGGUCAGAGUAUUCCACUUCCUAAGUGGAAAACUACAUAAGGUGCUCGAUGAAAGUCUUCAGCGGUUCCAGGAGUUGCAGCAUCAGACACAGCAGCUGCCCAACAUGGAGUUUGGGAGACGAAUGGCCGCAGAACGGGACCUUGAGAAAUCAGAAUACGCCCAACUCGCAAAUAUAAUAUUUGACACUAGUGGUCAUUUUAUAGCGUACGCAACGAUGUUGGGAGUCAAGUUGGUCAACUUGUCGACCAACCGGUGUGUUGCUAUGUUGGGCAAACCCGAGAAUUUGAGGGCACUUCAUCUGGCUAUGUUUCAGGGUCGCACAAAUCAAGCUAAAGUAGCGUCAACCCUAGAAAUGGAAGGGUCAGAGAACCCAGCGCUACUGACAAUCAAAACAGAUCCAACAUUAUUCUGUACUGCAUAUAAGAAGAACAGGUUUUACAUGUUCUCCAGACGAGGACCUGAUGAUGUUAAGUCUCCUGAUGCAGACCGGGAUAUCUUUAAUGAGAAACCUUCGAAGGAGGAUAUUAUUUCAGCUACGGAAGGACAGGGUGUCCAACGUCUCUACGAGCAAGCGAUAAUACAUACGUCCCUAGGCGACGUACACAUUCGUCUUUUUGGUAAAGAAGCCCCGCGUACGGUGGAGAACUUUUGCGGGCACGCACGUAACGGAUACUUCAACGGGCACAUAUUCCAUAGAGUUAUUAAGGGAUUUAUGAUACAGACCGGCGAUCCUACUGGUACGGGCAGCGGUGGAGAAAGUAUAUGGGGUGGCGAAUUUGCGGAUGAAUUCAAGGCAACACUGAAACAUGACCGGCCAUACACCGUCAGUAUGGCCAAUGCAGGGCCUAAUACAAAUGGAAGCCAGUUCUUCGUAACUUUGGCGCCUACUCCAUGGUUAGAUAACAAACACACAAUAUUUGGCAGAGUGAUUCGCGGUAUGGAAGUGGUUCAGAACAUUGGCAGUGUCAAGACAAAUCCCAAAACGGAUAAGCCUUAUGAUGACGUAAGAGUAAUCUCUGUAACUGUAAAAUAAAAUAAUUUAUGUAAUUAAAAAUAUUUUUCUGUAAA